Messenger RNA from Clarias gariepinus (North African catfish), 2099 nucleotides. Its product is annotated as mucin-2-like. Gene Ontology annotation, molecular function: protein binding. NCBI's taxonomy places the organism in Eukaryota, Metazoa, Chordata, Actinopteri, Siluriformes, Clariidae. Gene Ontology annotation, cellular component: extracellular matrix. The annotation marks the transcript as partial. The record is from RefSeq and is a predicted model, not a curated record. The transcript has 11 exons.
UCACCAGAGGUUACAACCACUCAGCCUUCCGCAGAAACUACAAUUUCACCAGAAAUUACCACACUUACAACCCAGCCAGUUCCAACCGAAUCAACAGUGUUUCCUGAAGUGACAACCACUCAGGUUACUACAGCUCCUUCCGAAGUGACCACAGGUCCAGCAGAAACAACAGCACUGACCACCGAAGUUGUUCCAAAGACAACAGAGGUGGCACCAGAAAUAACGACCUCCCAGCCGUUGGCACCUACCACAGCAGAAGAAACUACUAUUUCCCCAGAAGAAACAACAUUGCCAAUUACAACCAUUCCCCUCACCACAACUAUUUCACCAGAGGUUACAAGCACUCAGCCUUCUGCAGAGACUACCAUUUUACCAGAAAUAACAACACUGACAACUGUACCAACUCCGGUAGUGACCACAGCAAUUCCCACAACAACAGUUGAGAUUGUAACUGCACCGGAACCAACUACCUUAUAUUCAACAGAGAUGCAAAAGAAUAUUAGUACAACCGUACCUUUGACCUCAGCCCCUGUUUGUUGUUUUGUAAAUGGAACAAAUUUUCCAUCUGACACCAUCAUAUAUAAUGUAACUGAUGGCUUUGGGUGGUGCUUUACUGGAUACUGCAAUUCUACUUGUCAUGUUGAGAUAAAAUCAUAUUCCUGUGAAACAACACCCCCAACUACCAAAAUACCAUUAAGUACCACAGUGUUCAGCAGUUCUGCACCUACAACUCCUACAAGCAUUUCUCCUACUGUCACACCUUACACAACUGUAACACCCGACUGUUCCAGUCUUAACCCACCAAGAAAGGCGAACGAAACAUGGCAGAUUGGCUGCCAGGAGUGUAAGUGUGAUGGUGAAAGCAUGAGUGUGCGGUGUAAACCAAUCAAAUGUCCAACCACCACAAUGCCGCUUUGUAACAAACCUGGACAAGUGGCCGUUAACAAGACAGAUGGCUGCUGCGAGAGCUACGAAUGUCAGUGCGAUACAAGUAAGUGUGUCACGCCCAGGAUGAAGUGUGCUCUGGGUUUCAUUCAGGAGAUGAAUGGCACAAAUCCAGGAGACUGUUGUCCUACAUACACCUGCAAACCCAUGAAAGUCUGUGUGCAGAAUGCGACGAUAUAUCCGCUGGGCUCCCAAAUACCCAGUUCCCAUGAGUGUGAGGAAUGUGAUUGUGGCUCGAGUGUUAAUCCCGAAACUGGACUUCUGACUUCAAAGUGUGUGACAAAAAAAUGUAAUGAAGAUUGUGAGGAGGGUUACAAGUAUAAGCCUGUCAUAGGCCAGUGUUGUGGAAAGUGUGUGAGUAUGAGCUGCGUGGUCACCGUUAAUAAUGUCACUAAGACCAUCCCAAUAAACCAAACAUUUACUCCACCUAAUGAUAAGUGUGUGACGUACACCUGCCAGGAUGUUAGCGAUAGUCCCAUGGUAAAGGAAGUCAGGAAAACGUGUCGCGAGUUCAACCCGGCAAACUGUGUCCCGGGAACAGAGACGACUGAUGCUGACGGUUGCUGCAGAAGCUGUACUCCACAGAGCAGCUGUAAAAAGGUUACAAACACCUCUGUGCUGGUUCAUAAUGGCUGCAGGAGCGCAUCCCCGGUGGAGUUCACGUCCUGCUCGGGAGCCUGUGCCACUUCCUCCAUGUACUCUUCAGAGAGCAACAAGCUGAUGCACACGUGCUCGUGUUGUCAGGAGCAGUCGACCAGUCAGAAGGAAGUGGAGUUGAUUUGCUCUGAUGGAUCGAAGACGACAUACACCUACGUGUACAUUGACUCAUGUGGCUGCCAGACAUCCGAAUGCACACCGAUGGGGAGACGCCGAAGGAGACGUUGAAUUCUAAAGGAAACAAAAUCCUGAAAAGUGCAUGAAUCUUAACUGACUCAUGUUAAAGCUUAGGUUUCCUUUCUAUUAGUCAGCUUCUCCACUUCUUUUAUUGUGUAACUUGCAUGCAAAAAAGAGAAAAACUGUUUUUAAAUAUAUUAUUAUUAUUGUUGUAAGAAUGUGUUAAAAUCUUAGUGACACAUGGUGUGUAGAGUGCUAUGCUUAUAUAGUGCAUGUGUUCUUUUAUCCUUUUAGUUCUUAAUAAAUGAAUGCAGAUUAAA